Lampris incognitus (smalleye Pacific opah) is the source of this 2140-nucleotide messenger RNA. It is a transcript of the gene actl6a, whose product is annotated as actin-like 6A. Gene Ontology annotation, molecular function: chromatin binding. The record is from RefSeq and is a predicted model, not a curated record. Lineage: Eukaryota; Metazoa; Chordata; Actinopteri; Lampriformes; Lampridae. The transcript has 14 exons. Gene Ontology annotation, biological process: nervous system development; regulation of transcription by RNA polymerase II. Bases 114 to 1418 code for a protein of 434 amino acids. Gene Ontology annotation, cellular component: NuA4 histone acetyltransferase complex; SWI/SNF complex.
UAGGUUGAUCCGCGUCCAUGAAUUUCUUUUGUUGUCGUUAACAGGCUAGCGGUUGUAAUUCUACUUUAAUAUUACUUCUCACCGGGAACAAAAAAGUUGUAACGACUCAGAGGAUGAGUGGUGGAGUGUAUGGAGGAGAUGAGGUAGGAGCCUUGGUGUUCGACAUCGGAUCGUAUUCGGUGCGAGCGGGGUACGCAGGAGAAGAUUGUCCCAAGGCGGACUUCCCCACGGUGAUAGGUGUAACGCUGGACCGAGAAGAUGGCAGCACACCCAUGGAGACCGACAGCGACAAGGGCAAGCAGAGUGGCACCACCUACUACAUUGACACCAACCAGCUGAGGGUGCCCAGGGAGAAUAUGGAGGUUAUGUCACCUCUCAAAAAUGGCAUGAUUGAAGACUGGGACAGUUUUCAGGCCAUUUUAGAUCACACCUACAAGAUGCACUUCAAGUCCGAGCCCAGCCUUCACCCAGUGCUCAUGUCAGAGGCAUCGUGGAACACGCGAGCCAAGCGCGAGAAGCUGACGGAGCUUAUGUUUGAGCAUUACAACAUUCCCGCCUUCUUCCUCUGCAAAACAGCCGUGUUGUCCUCCUUUGCCAACGGUCGGUCCACAGGCUUGGUCUUGGACAGUGGCGCCACACACACCACAGCCAUUCCAGUGCAUGACGGUUACGUCCUGCAACAAGGCAUUGUCAAGUCCCCCCUGGCCGGGGACUUCAUGAGCAUGCAGUGUCGAGAGCUGUUCCAGGAGUUGAACGUUGAAAUCGUCCCUCCUUAUAUGAUUGCAUCAAAGGUGAGACCUGCUAAAGACGCCGUGCGUGAAGGAGCUCCAGCGAGCUGGAAGAAGAAGGAGAAACUACCUCAAGUCACACGCUCCUGGCACAACUACAUGUGUAAUACUGUGAUCCAAGACUUCCAGGCCUCGGUACUGCAAGUGUCCGAUUCGCCAUAUGAUGAGCAGGUAGCUGCCCAGAUGCCCACGGUGCAUUACGAGCUGCCCAACGGCUACAACUGUGACUUUGGGGCAGAGAGACUGAAGAUUCCUGAAGGGCUGUUUGACCCGUCCAACGCCAAGGGUCUGUCUGGUAACACCAUGUUAGGAGUCGGCCAUGUUGUGACCACCAGCGUGGGAAUGUGUGACAUCGACAUCCGGCCGGGUCUGUAUGGCAGUGUGGUUGUGACAGGAGGGAACACACUCAUCCAGGGAUUCACCGACCGACUCAACAGGGAACUCUCACAGAAGACCCCGCCCAGCAUGAGGCUGAAGCUGAUCACCAACAACACGACAGUGGAGCGCCGCUUCAGCGCCUGGAUAGGAGGAUCCAUCCUGGCAUCACUAGGAACUUUCCAGCAGAUGUGGAUCUCCAAACAGGAGUACGAGGAAGGAGGGAAGCAGUGUGUGGACAGGAAGUGCCCGUGAUUUGACCGCCAGAUGGCCCCCCCAUCACACCCCAAAACCCGUCUUCACCAUAUCCCCCAACGUCAACUUUAGUUCACCUCUCGGAAAAAAAACCUGGACUCAGGAACAUCCACGCAAGAUUGCUGUUGAGUUUGUUUUUGUUUUCUUUUGUUUUGUUUUUUUACUGAACUGUUGAGCUUGUUUGUCUUUUUUGAUUUUAGGGUGACAGCUCAAACCAGAUGACUAACACGAAGUGUGUUGUUGUGGAGAAUUGGGGUUAAGUUCCCUCAUGUCGCCACAGUCAGUUCACUGCCUUAAUAACCUUAUAUGUUUAGUGUUGUGUCAAAACCUUGUGCGCUCUAAUAGGUUGUUCAUGAAUUCAUGGAAAAUAAUGCCCGUGUUGAUUUGAAACUUGACCCAGCUUCACUUCAUUUACAUGUGGCUGACAACUGGGUUUGAUUAUCAUUUAAAAAGAAAAAAAAAAGAGAUAUACGGCAAAACUGACCACACAGUGUCUGAAGGACCCUGGUGAGAUUCUGCAAGUGUUUUGUGGAUUUACUUUGUACACGGGGGGGGGGGGGGGGUUAUUCGUCUUUAAGUCUCUUACAAUGCAGAAUAAGCUCAUCUUUGGCAGACAGUCGUCUUUCCAUGUUCAUGAGGAUGAGAACGCCACUUCAGAUAGUAUAUUUAAUUUUCACUUCUCAGUGGCAACAUGCUGUGUUUUGAAAAUAAAGACCUUUUUC